AUAAUACGCGUCGUAGCGGGUAGAUUGUAUCGGCUUUUUGUGCAGAAUGUACUCAAUAGUAACAAGAUGUAGUGCAUUAUUGACUCUCACUCUCACCGCAUAUACUGCGUUAAUGCUGUUUUGUUUCCUGUCUACUGUAAGCAUCAGACCAUCAGCUUCUGUCGAUAUCAACGUUGGUCGUGCAAUAGUCGAUCGAGCUGACGAUUACACUCUUCACAGCGGUCAUCACAAUGAUUUGGGUUUAAUAACUAUUGAUUUAUCAUCUUCCUUAGAUCAUCUGUUCAACUGGAAUGUAAAACAACUCUUUUUAUAUCUUUCUGCAGAAUACAAGUCCGCAGAUAACAAACUAAAUCAAGUUGUUUUGUGGGACAAAAUCAUCAAACGUGGAUCUAAAGCUGAACUGGUUUACAAAAAAAUGACCUCAAAGUAUUAUUUUUGGGAUGAUGGCUACGGAUUAAUUGGCAAUGAUAAUGUCACUUUGACUUUGUCUUGGAAUACUAUUCCUAACAUUGGUUUUCUCACUUUCGAUACUGGUAAUGGUUACCACUCGUUUUCAUUUCCCAGCCAAUAUGUCAAUAUUAAGUAG
Molecule: messenger RNA, 586 nt
Organism: Schistosoma haematobium
Lineage: Eukaryota; Metazoa; Platyhelminthes; Trematoda; Strigeidida; Schistosomatidae
Gene: SPCS3
Product: Signal peptidase complex subunit 3
Exons: 2
Coding region: 47-586 (179 amino acids)
Biological process (GO): protein targeting to ER
Cellular component (GO): membrane; signal peptidase complex
Source: RefSeq, a predicted model, not a curated record